AUGGAAGACGCUGCCCCCUGCCGGAUCCCCGGAUUAUUCGCCCUUGAGAAUACACCCGUGGACACAAUGGCGGACGAUAUCUCAGCGAACAAGGGCCGCUUAGAGGUCGAAGCCGAGAAAGAACGAACUGAAAAUGUCGAGCACAUUGCCUCACCAACACAAGAUGCCCAGCUGCAGAUGGAUCCAGCCCGCCGUAUUGUUGUCGAGAAGCAGCUCAAGCGCAAGCUCGAUGCCCGGUGCAGCUUGUUCGUCGCUAUCUACAUCAUGAACUACCUGGACCGCAACAAUAUGGCUGCUGCCCGUCUCAAAGGUCUACAGGAAGAUCUUCAGCUCAGUAACACCGAGUACUCCACGUGUUUGAGUAUUCUCUACGUGGGCUACAUCAUCAUGCAGGUGCCAUCUAAUAUGUUCAUCAACCGCAUCUCACGACCUUCUCUCUACAUUGCGACCGCCAUGUUGUUGUGGGGUGUUAUCUCCACCCUGUCCGGCAACACCAAAAACUUUGGCCACAUGGUGGCAGUUCGUUUCCUGCUUGGCUUUAUUGAGGCAGCCUUUUUGCCCGGCGCCUUACUCAUCCUCUCCAAGUGGUACACACGCCGCGAAUUAACCACCCGAAAUGCCAUCCUGUUCUGUGGCAAUCUCAUCUCCAAUGCAUUCUCUGCUCUCGUUGGUGCCGGUGUUCUGUCCAACAUGCAAGGCGUCUUGGGCCAUGCGGCGUGGCGCUGGCUCUUCUGGAUUGAGGGAGCCGUGACCAUGUUCCUCGCCAUCUUGGCCGCAUUCAUCUUGCCCGAUCUACCGCACAAUGCACGCGGGUUCACCGAGGAAGAGCGCCAGGUUGCACAGCUGCGCAUGAUCGAAGAUGUUGGCGAGGCUGAUACCGAUAGUGAAGAGCUUGGUGCCUUUGGCGGUUUGAUGAUGGCACUGAAGGAUAAGAAGAUUUAUGUCAUGAUGUUUACUUUCGUUGCCUACGUUGUCGGGUUAUCCUUCAACGCUUUCUUCCCCACCUUGACCGGUACUCUCGGAUUCGGAUACGUUCCUACUCUGCUCAUGAGUGCCCCUCCCUGGGCUUUCUCGUGUAUUGUCUCCGUGAUCAACGCGUGGCACGCCGACAAAACGCAAGAAAAGGUGUGGCACAUCUUAGGCCCGCUCGGAAUGGGGGCUGUUGGCUUCAUCAUUUGUAUGAGCACAAGCAAUGUUGCCGCCCGCUACGUUGCGCUCUUCCUGCAGGCCGGCUCCUACGCAGGAUUUAUUGUAUUCUACUCAUGGAUCAGUUCCUCAUUCCCUCGUCCUCCCGCCAAGCGAGCUGUGGCUAUUGCCAUGAUCAACGCCUUCAGUCAACUGGGCAACGUCGCCGGCUCCUACGUCUGGGACUUGGACGACAACGGCUACCGCUCCAGCUAUGGAAUUGUGCUGGCUAUGUUCGGUGUUACGGUUGGCGGAUGCUGGUACUUCCGCUCGAUGCUGCUCCGCUUGAAUAAGGAACUCGAGAACGCCGAGCUUGCCGAUGUUUCGGGAGGCGCGUCGAACGAAAACGAUAUCAUGGAGCACCCAGACGAAUCCCUACGCAUGCGCAAGGGCUUCAGGUAUCUUGUUUGA
This is a messenger RNA of Penicillium paradoxum, 1596 nucleotides long. RefSeq lists its product as uncharacterized. The coding region runs from base 1 to 1596 and encodes 531 amino acids. Gene Ontology annotation, cellular component: membrane. Gene Ontology annotation, molecular function: transmembrane transporter activity. NCBI's taxonomy places the organism in Eukaryota, Fungi, Ascomycota, Eurotiomycetes, Eurotiales, Aspergillaceae. The transcript has 2 exons. Gene Ontology annotation, biological process: transmembrane transport. The record is from RefSeq and is a predicted model, not a curated record.